UCAAACUUACUUUGAUCAAACUGUCUUCUCUUGUGAAACAUGCACUGUAUUACCCUCAAACCAUUUUCUCCAUCUCCGCCUUCUUUCUUCAGAAAACCAACUAACAUCCAAAUAAAUCCCGCAAAAGAUUACGCCCAAAACCCACAAAUUUUCACUCCUUGGAUAAAAUGUAUUUCUCACAGAUCAGCUAAAUCAAGGUCAAGAAUUCCGAAACCCAAUAAUCUAUCAGUUUCUUUCUUAACAGCAAAUAAACCACCGGAUCUGCACACCCUAAACAUAGCCGAGAAGGCAUAUGUUUUAAAUUCAGAGUUCAAGUCGUUAUCCGAACCCGUCGAAAGAGUCAAAAGAUUAUUACACUAUGCAACUCUCCUGCCUCCAUUCGACGAGUCUUUGAGAAUUCAAGAAAACCAAAUCAAGGGGUGCACAGCGCAGGUCUGGGUGGAGGUGAAGAUGGAUAAUAGUGGGGUGAUGAGAUUUAGAAUUGACAGCGAUUCAGAGAUUACAAAAGGGUUCAGUUCUUGCCUGAUUUGGUUGCUUGAUGGUGCAGUUCCUGAGGAGGUUUUGAGUGUGAAAACUGAGGAUUUGGUGGAAAUGAAUGUGGGGUUAAGUAAUAGGGCUCCUUCAAGGGUUAACCCUUGGCAUAAUGUGUUAAUUAGCAUGCAGAGGAGGACUAAAGAUUUACUCACUCCAGAAGUUUCUUCUUGAAACGACAAUCGAGUAGCCUUUGUGUGUGUGUGUGUGUGUAUAUAUAUAUAUUUAUUACUAUUAUUAUUAUUUUCUUUACGGUGAGAUUGUAUCUCAGGAGAAAGGUCUACAUUUUCCCCCUUGUAAUAUAGGGUACAUCCAACGUUGAAAAUUCAAAUAGAUAUGAGAUGGAAAGCUAACUUUCCUAAAUAUCAGAGGGAAGUAAGAUGUCGACACUAUGAUGCCAAUAUUUUAAUCUGGCUACUCAUUUUUAGAUCAACAAUGCUACAGGUACAAGGAAAUUUUCACUGGAACUUUACGA
Messenger RNA from Olea europaea var. sylvestris, 1006 nucleotides. Its product is annotated as sufE-like protein 2, chloroplastic. The transcript has a single exon. Lineage: Eukaryota; Viridiplantae; Streptophyta; Magnoliopsida; Lamiales; Oleaceae. The record is from RefSeq and is a predicted model, not a curated record. The coding region runs from base 40 to 705 and encodes 221 amino acids.